Molecule: messenger RNA, 1641 nt
Organism: Cladophialophora immunda
Lineage: Eukaryota; Fungi; Ascomycota; Eurotiomycetes; Chaetothyriales; Herpotrichiellaceae
Exons: 1
Coding region: 601-1611 (336 amino acids)
Source: RefSeq, a predicted model, not a curated record
UUGGAUCCAUUCUACUCACUUUCUAACCUCACCCUUACCACGAACCCGACAUGGGAAAAGGCGUGGACAGUCCUUCUCGAUCUGAGCCCCCGCCCACGACUUUGCCAGAGCGGCCCUUAACUAUCUGAUUGACGGCAUGUUUCGAUGAGGCUUCUUUGUAGGCCUUUUGUACGGCGGCGAAAAUGAUAGCCGAAUCCCAGCCGCGUCGUGAUCUCCGAGAGACCAUCCGUACCGCGAACUUGUUAUUCUUUGGACGAGACUACAUUGCUUCGCCAAAUCAAAGACGCCUUCUCCCCGGAACUUGAACGACUGAAAAACAUUAGGGCCGUCGAGGGCACCGAGGAGCAACGCGUCGCAGUUCACGGAAAUGAUGAUACUUUGAGCCCGUCGCAAAUCCUCUAUGGGAUCAACUAUGAUGAGGUCAACCGAACGCUUGUCGGAAUUCUUGCCCUUCGUUGGGUCUACAAUCGUGACUAUGCGAGCUUCACUCGACCCCAAUCCUCCGAGUCGCGCUUGACAGAGGAAUCAUUCGAGUGGCUGCGCGACCUCUUCGAGAGAGGGAUAGAGGGCCCAGAUGACCUUUUUGCGGUGGUGGUGUCAAUGAUCAUUAAUGAUUUGGGAAAGGAUACCAACUUGGAAGAAGAUAUCUUCUUCCAAACUGGCGAGCGCUUAGAGGACCAGAAUCACGAUUCGAUACUAUUAGCAGCAGCUGAAGCUGGGAUGAUCGCCGCUUUAAACUACCUCACCGAAGAGAAACGCGAGGAGGUCAUGCUGGGUCUGGAGCUAGGAUCGGAGCUGAAUGCAGGGCAACUGGCUCAGGCCGAAAGUGUGCCUGUCAAUCUCGAAGGAUUGCUGGCCAUGCGAGGCCACGAACAUGCAUUCGAACUCAAGUUCAUGGAGCAAAUCCUCGACGUCGCCGGCGCUCGAGGUCACCUUGACGCUUGUGGCUCCAAGAGCUUUAACGAACCCGUCUUCCAAGCUUUCAAAACUGUGCAUGAGGUGUCCCUCGAUAUCAUUGCCGGCAAAUGCAACCCUCGUCAAGGGUAUGACAAGGUACUCACACAACGUGCAAACUUACUGUCCACCGAGGGAUUUCGCAAUCUUCAUGUGGACCAUCCAGAAGACCGCGCACUCCUCCGCUUGUUGACCAUGGGCCGGACUACAGAUAUCCAGCAAGCCGAGCUGUUCUCGACCACUUUCAAUGCUCUGGACAAGAUCGCCAAAGACCAACUCGUGGCGGGCCUAAAUGUCGACGGCAUUGCCAAUGAGACAGCAGUCGUGCCGUACUAUAUGCCCUGUCUCUUAUCUACGGUACUGGAAACCAUAAAGGACUGGGAUCAUCAAACCAAAAACGGGGCUCUCACAUCCGUCUGGCGAUUCUUAGCCAAAGUGUUAAGUCCCCAUCAUGGUCUGUCUGGUGGCCCUGAGAACCCAGGAGGUGACGAUCGAGGACAAUCUGGGAUCGUCAUUGAGAGGAACCUGAAGUCUGUGUUGGAUAUUGUCAAAAGCCCGGCGUUCGCCACAGAUCCGGCAGUAUUGGUUGAUUGUGAACUGCCGCGUGGACAGAUCCAGCGGCGGCAGAGUAAGACUAAAUCGUGGGAAGAUCUUUGACGAGGACGAUGGACGAGAAUGAUCCCAGUG